Nematolebias whitei (Rio pearlfish) is the source of this 3475-nucleotide messenger RNA. Its product is annotated as PH and SEC7 domain-containing protein 1. The record is from RefSeq and is a predicted model, not a curated record. Gene Ontology annotation, biological process: regulation of ARF protein signal transduction. Bases 74 to 3298 code for a protein of 1074 amino acids. Gene Ontology annotation, molecular function: phospholipid binding; protein binding; guanyl-nucleotide exchange factor activity. The transcript has 15 exons. NCBI's taxonomy places the organism in Eukaryota, Metazoa, Chordata, Actinopteri, Cyprinodontiformes, Rivulidae.
GUAGAUUUACAGCUUCACUGUCUUUAACGAAAAGUCACGGUGGCUGGAAAACCAAACAGCCCGAGAGGAGCUAAUGGAGGAGGAAAACUUGUGCUCCUCCAUGCCAGAUUGUGUGGAAACAGUUCCUGAACAAGAGUCUGGGACCUCGGCAGACCAGCAGAGCAUCAAUGGAGAACAGGAGGUCGUAGUGUGGGGUGAGACAGAGGUGCAGAUCAGCUUAACAGAGAAGCCAAAUGACUUCAGUUUCUCUCCAAUGGCGGACGGAAAGGUUGAAGAGGGAGAACCGUGUGAGGAAACGUGGUCACCUCACCCCAUCACCUGUAGCAGCCCUCCGAUUUCUGUUGCUACAGUGCAAUGGGACAUGCCUGACUCGUGCACAGAGACUCCUUCACUCAUGACUGACAGCAGCUUGGCCAGUGAGCUGGACUUUAGGAGUCUAAUCAGCACUUCCCCCUCUCUUCACCAGCCUCAAGCGGUUGAUAUUGAGCUUUUCGAGCAGGGAGACAAAGAGGAACAGGAUGUCACUCCAUUUCUGGACUCAGCAAUUGCAUGUUCAGGAAAUGACACUCAGCCAUGUGAUGCUGCAGAUGUGAACGAACCCAAGACUCAGGAAAAGGACGAUUCAGGAGAUGAGCAGCCAGACAACAACGAUGCCAAGACACUUUUAGAGGAAGAAGGAGAGCGCUCUUUAACGUCAGCUGCUGUUGUAACCGAGGACUUUACAGAAACUGCUGAGGACAUUCGCGGCUCAGAGGAGGCUGUGGAUGGUUGUGGAGAUGUGAAACAAGAAGCGGAACAAGAGAUCAGCGUUCUGCUGAGCGAGCAGGAAGACUCAGAGGAAGAAGAGUCUUCAGCAAAUGGCGCUGAGAGCAAGACGGAAAAUGAAGACGGCAGCGAGGUUCACGAACCACAAAGUGUGACCCAAAGUUUUAGCGAGGAAGAGCAGACUUCAGUGAACGACGCUGAGAUCGAAGAGAAGAGUGUGAUUAACGUUUACAGCGAGGAAGAAAGUGAGGAGGCGGAAACUGUCGACUUUCUCAGAUAUGGGGAAGUACCUGAAGAAGCAAAAAGUGACAACGCUGGACUGAACACUUCUACAGAUAAAGUAACAGAUCUGCAGGAGCCGGAGCUUUUAGAAGAUAUACACUCGGGGGUGAAGAAGAAUGUUGAGAUACUGGAACAGUUACAUGAAGACCUCAAAGUUCAGCCUGAAGAGUUAGAAAUGUGUGAAGACGUGGAUCAGAACGUGGACUCUGACCAGUCAGAGGCUGUGAACAAUGACGAAGAAGCUCCAGUACAGGAGGCAGAAAAUGCAACAAACGUAGAAAACUUGCCAGAAACAGAAGAGGUGACUGAAAAUCUUGGGGAGAUGAAUUGUUUAGAGCAUCUGGAGUGGGAUCCAACAGCUUCUCAGGACAACCUGCAGCCUGAAAGCGUCGAGCCUGAGCAACAGGAGGUGGCUGAGCAGUCGGCAGAGGACUCUGACCCAUUACAGUCACCAGGAUCACCAGAGAUGGACCAGUCAACCUGUAAAUCUGAAAAUCCAGAGCAACCAGGGGACCCUAAUCAACCAGAGCAGACAGUUGGUGCUGAAGCUGAACUCGAACAGGAAGAACAGACACCUCAGCCGACGCUGUCUGAGGAGACAGAGUCGGAGAUCUCCGAGCAGCCGUCUCCUAAGACCGAGGCCACCCAGCAGACAGGGGAGGCUGAUUUAAACCAUGCGGACAAACAGGAGACGUCGGAUCAGGAUGUAGAGAUCGGGGUGGCUGACGAUGGAAAUGUUCAGAAACUUGUAGCAAAUGGACACAAAGCCUCAGACGCAGCGGCGCCUUACAUGAACGGUGGUGAGGCGGACAGAGAGAAGGCCCGGAGGCUCGCUGAGCGGCUCUUUAACCUGGACAACGUAGACCGAGCAGAUGUGGUGAAGCACUUGGAUAAAGACAAUGACUUCAGUCGUGCUGUUGGAGAGGAGUACCUUAAGUUUUUUGACUUCACUCAACAAACUCUGGAUCAAGCCCUCAGGUCUUUUCUAAAAGUUGUGGUUCUGAUUGGAGAGUCUCAAGAGAGAGAGCGUGUUCUGCAGCAUUUCUCCAACCGCUUCCAUCAGUGCAACCCUGACUCCUACUCCUCUUCAGGUGCCGUGUUGGCUCUAACAUGCGCCGUGAUGCUUCUCAACACGGACUUGCACGGACAGCUUGUAGGAAAAGCAAUGUCAUCCGCAAAGUUUGUGUCCAACCUGGAUGGGAUGAAUGAAGGGGAACACUUCAACAAGGACCUGUUAAAAAGUCUUUACAACUCCAUAAAGAGUGAACCUCUGGAGUGGGCUGUUGACGAAGAGGAGCUGAAGAACUUGGUGGAUGAGAAUACAGGUGACAACGUGUCUCUGCGUUCAAAAGCAAACCCCUUCCAGGAUGUUCCUCAUGACAAAAAGGCCACGGUGGUCAAAGAGGGAAUCCUCCAGAGGAAGCUUCAUGCUGACAUCAAUGGCAAACGCACUCCUUGGGGGAAGAGAGGCUGGAAGAUGUUUUCUGGAGUGCUGAAGGGAAUGGUGCUUUACUUACAGAAGGUUGAUUAUCACAGGGACCAGACGACUAGUGAGGAGGUGGUGAGCGUGCAUCACUCUCUGGCUGAGCAGGCCUCUGAUUACACCAAGAAGCCUCACGUGUUUCGCUUGCAGACGGCCGAUUGGCGGGUUUUCCUCUUUCAGGCCUCGUCCAAAAUGGAGAUGUAUUCCUGGAUCAACCGUAUCAACUUUGUUUCAGCUCUUCACUCAUCGCCUCCGUUUGCCGCCGCGGUCGGCUCUCAGAGGAGGUUUUGCAGGCCGAUCCUCCCCUGCUCACAGUCUGCUUUCAGCCUGGAAUGCCAGCUGCAGUUUCACCAAGGAAUGCUGGAAUCCUUCACAACUGACCUGUCGGACCAGCAGCAGAACGUUUUGGAUGCCAAGAAGGCCAAAGCCAAGGAUCUGGAGGAGCAUCGGGUCAGAACUGAGUACCUACAGCAUGAGAUGUGUCGCUAUGGGAUCUACAUCCAGAUGCUGGAAACAUGGAAGAGCGUGAAGAAGCUGGACAACGGUACAUUGAGCAGCGUGAACCUGACUCUGUUCGACAAGGCUAUAUGUGCUGACUCUGCCUGGGUGGAGGAAGAGAAGGAAGGUGGGCUGAAGAAGUCUCACUCCAGCCCCUCUCUGGAACUGGAAGCAGCUGCUUCGGUAGUAAAAGUCAAGCGCAACAUAUCUGAGCGACGGACUUAUCGUAGGAAGAUCGUUCCUCGAUGGAAUACAGAAGUCUAUGAUUAGAAGAGCAGUUCGUGGACGCUGACGGCGUAUAUUUAUACAGUACUUCUAGAAUUUUUAGUUAGUGGAAGGAGGAAAAAAAACUGAAAAUAUAGAGUGAAACCCUUCAAAGAAAAUUUUUAUAAAUCGUCAUUUUGUGCACUUUUACAAAAACAAACCAGAUUUUCUCAGGCGGGCGGU